CCCCUUCCCCACCUCCCCGAACCCCGUGAAGGCAGCAGCGGCGGCGGCGGCGGCACCGGGAGGCUGUGCCCGCGCACCCCAACCAUGAAGCUGCCCUGGCUGUUUGCGCUCACGGCGCUGCUUGCUCACGCCACCACGGGACAGACGUGGUCACCAUCUAUUGAUGACGAAGGCUCGACGAGAGACGAGUUCUACGAUGAUGAGGACCUCUACUCUGGCUCUGGCUCUGGCUUUCCUGAAAUCAGUAUGAGGCCGACAUCGGUGGGCGUGUCCUUCACAACAGAAGAGCCCCUCCUCCUCUCCACCACCCAGGCUACUAGCCCCGCCCCCUCGGCCUCACCUGCGGCCGAGCCCAGCCCAAACCCUGAGGACCCCGCCACCACCCCUCUUCCCACUGAGGCUGACGGAGAGAGCGGUGCAUUCUGGGAGAGAGAGCUAGAGAAGGAGAAAGAGAGAGAAAGGGAACUGGAAAGGGAGAGAGAGAGGGAGAAACAGUUGGAGAGGGAGAGAGAGAGGGAAAGAGAGAGGGAACGGGUCAGAGAGAUGGAGAGAGAGCGGGAGAGGGAGAGAGAGAGAGAGCGCGAGCGAGAGAGGGAACGUGAGAGAGAGCGAGAGAAAGAGAGAGAGAGGCAGAGAGAGCGUGACCUUGAAAGAGAGAGAGAGCUGGAGCGAAUCAGGGCCGCUGCUGCCGCCCGGACCACCUCCGCCCCAAGGUCACCUGCUGCCAUUCCUGUGGUGACCACCAACGCUGCAACCAUCCCGGCAGAAAGUCCAACAUCCUCUGCUGGUUCGGAUGAUCUUAGCACCACAGAAGAAGAAGAGGAUGUCUACCUGUCACCUGAGACCACCUCGUUUUACCCAGGCUUCGACCUGGAAAUCACCACCGAAGAAGACACACCCACCACAGCAGAGCCCACACCUGAAGCCUCGACAGCUGAUCCUACCACCACCACCACCGUCAGGACCAGAGUCCCCUUCAGGCCCAGGGUUCCCAUGACGACAGCUACUCAGGUGAUGCCAACAGAGAGGACGACCCGUCCACAGCAGCCCACAACUAUACAGGAGGGUAACAAUGAGGUGGGUGCUGUAGGACCAAGUGGAGAUUUUGAGAUCAGUGAGGAUCGCCGCAAUGAUCUUGGUAUAAUACCAGUGGAUCCUGACCUGAUCGGCAACACAGUGGACGGAGGAAGCUCUGCCGCCCAGCUGCCACAGAAGAACAUCUUGGAGAGAAAAGAGGUCUUGAUAGCGGUGAUAGUGGGAGGCGUGGUGGGCGCCUUGUUCGCUGCCUUCCUGGUGAUGCUGCUGGUGUACAGGAUGAAGAAGAAGGAUGAGGGCAGCUACACACUGGAGGAACCUAAACAGGCCACCGUCACCUACCAGAAACCAGACAAGCAGGAAGAGUUUUACGCAUAACACUCGUACGCCAGAGAGACACUGCACACCAAGGGAGAGAGAAAGAUUGAGAGAGAGAAGAGAGAAAGAUACUCUAAGCACCCAUCCUCCUCCUCCUCUUCUUCGUCGCUCCCCCCUCAUCUGCCCGCCUCUCGUCAUCCCUCUCUCCUCUCGUCUCCAAAACACUUGAGAGCGCCUUUCUCUCUGCGGACUUGGAACUUUCUUUUCAAUGAAAACAAAAAAGAGGACAAAAAAAAUCCAAAUAUAUUCUGAAAAAAUAACACAUACACACAAGAUGUUUUUAAAGUAAAUGUUGUUAUUAAUAUUCUACAGAUUCUCUUGUUCUGUAUGUAAUGAUAUGAUUAUUUUGCAAAAAAACAAAACAAAACAAAACACAAGCGUUUAACCUGUGUUUUCCAGCACAAAAACUGUUUUUGUUUUUGUGGAGCAAAUGAAAGGAGGAGAGGAGACGGGUGGAGCGAGCUGACACAAAAAAAAAAAACAACAGCGGUGGGCUCGACUCUGCCCCUCACCCCCUGAAAAACACAGUGUCUGGUUGGCUGCACAGAGCCCAGGGUCAAAGGUGAGAGGAAAGGUCUCUUUUGUGCCUUCCAUCACUCUGAUGCUCAAAAGACACACACACACGCACAUCCAUACAGCCACAUAAGUACAUGCUUACACACAUGCACAUGCACACACACACACACACACACACACACACACACACACACACACACACACACACACACUUGUAUCUGCUUGAAGGUGGCUCUGACCUCUCUCUCUGUGCUUGGCCAACCAGAAAACGGUGUUCAACCCUCGGUGCGUUCCACAGCGUCGAGGAGCCGCUGUGGAAACACUGGCCGGUCGCAUCGAGGUUUGCUCUGUGGCCCGUCUGCUCCUCUAAGCUGUACAAAGACUAGUUAUGGAUAGUAAUAAUAAUCAAUAAUAUAUCAUUGUUUUGGGCUGGAUGGUGAAUAAUAAUAAUAAUAAUAAUACCGUAAUAAUAAUAAUACUUAAACAGGAGGAUGUGUAUUUAGCAGUUUAAAAAAAGUUUAUAUGUAAAUACUGUAUUCUUUCUGGCAUCACUAACCAUCUGCAUGAUCAUGGAGAGUUUUUAUUCAUCACAUUCAUCAUCACUUUAGAUGAGCUGUGCUCUCGUCAACCACAUGCACUCACACAAUUACACAAACACACACACACACACACACACACACAGACACAUGCAGAGAUAUACUUUCAUUGCAUUUAAACACACCACACGGAUUUUAAAUAUACAGUAGAUCAUAUCAUUCAAACACAUAUCAACCCCAUCAUCAUCUUCAUCAUCGUCAUUGUGAUAGUCAUCACUUUUGAUACGAGCAAGAUCUGGUGGUUUCAAUAUGUUAUUGAUUAGUUAUCGAUCAGUUGCCGGUUGGUUUAGAGUUUGGUCUGUUUGUUUAAAAGCACAACUGUGUGUCCAAUCAUCACAUCAUCCGAUACCCCCCACCCACACACCCUUUGCAUGCCUCAUUUUGUUUUUCUUCCACAUUUGGGUCUCUGUUUGGGGAAGGGAGGGGCCUCUGGGAAGCGUGAGGGGCUUUAAUGAAAAACAGGAAGUCUGAAUCUGCGCAGGAAGUUGCUCCCACAUGCACUACUUCAGUCAAAUCAUAACUUAAAUCAUAAUUAAAGCGUUGGUUAUGAAAGGAAAGAAAAAGACUUUGAAUAAGUGUUUAUGGUGUCAACUUUAACCUGCAGGACCAUUUUGGGGACGGCGACCAGGUAAUGCGUUUAGGAUUUGUUUUUUUCAGGGGGGGAGGAGACAGGAGGGCUGUGCUUCUAUCUAAGAGAUUGUAACAAUAACCACACCAGUGCGACUGGGCUAGUAGCUUCUAUUAUACUCAGUACUGUAGAACAAAAAUGCAUGGGAGUCAAAACUAUACUAGUCUGGGUGUGUGUGGAUGCCUGUGUGUGUUUUUGUCUGUGUGUACGUCUGAAAGAAAAAUAGGGGCGAGUUAAAGUUGGAAUGUACUGUGGUCGAGUGUGUGUUUACCUACUCCAGCAGUUCUCACGCUCUUCCACAGACAGGUAACACACCUCUUCCACUCCUGUGUGUGUACGUCGCCUGCCCCCUCACCAGUGUGAGAAUAUAUAUGUGUGUGUGUCUACACCUCAUCUAAACCCACCACCUGUAUGUGUGCGAGUGUGUGCGCGUGUGCGUGUGUGUGCAUAUGCCUGAGUGCUUCCCCUUGGUAUUUCACAACAGACUCUUGUGUACACGAACUAGCCUGUCGAUUUGUGUGUCUGCGUGCGUUUAGUCCGUUCACUGCUGAAUGUGGGGCAGCUGGUCCCUCACAGUGGCUUUCACACACACUGACUGUGUAUUCUCACUGUCUGUCUGUCUGACUCUGUCUGUCUGUCUGUCUGUCUCUCUGCCGUAGGACAGACGGACAGACAACACGCCACUUUUCUCACAGGCAGGAAUGAUCUUAACACGUACUGUCUUUUCUAAAGUGACUGUCAAAGUGUAAACAUGUGCGUUUGUAUCCAUAUAAGCCUGCGUAGCCAAAUAAGAUGUGUGAGUGAGAGAGAGAGAGAGUGAAUUUGUAUGUGUCUGAGUGUAGGUAUGCAUGAGUCAGUGUGUGUGUGUGUGUGUGUGUGUGUGUGAGUGUGUGUGUGAAGCCUAAUGGAGGUUACACUACUCUAUGUUUGCUGUUCCCAUUCCUGUUUUUAUACAUUUGCAUUUUUUUAAGGCUGAGUUUCUGUCAUUGGCUGAGUGAGCGAGAGGAGGCGGAUCCUCCACGCCACCGCCCUGUCACUAAUCUGCCACUCU
Messenger RNA from Xiphias gladius (swordfish), 4204 nucleotides. It is a transcript of the gene sdc3, whose product is annotated as syndecan 3. Gene Ontology annotation, biological process: cell migration. Lineage: Eukaryota; Metazoa; Chordata; Actinopteri; Istiophoriformes; Xiphiidae. The coding region runs from base 85 to 1413 and encodes 442 amino acids. The record is from RefSeq and is a predicted model, not a curated record. Gene Ontology annotation, cellular component: membrane; cell surface. The transcript has 5 exons.